AUGGAGAGAAAGGAAGAAAGCUGUAAACACGCGACCUGGUUUUUCAUUGCCUCUGCAGCAGGCAUGAGGUCCAUGUCUCCAUCACGUUCUUCGCCUACCAUACUAGUAUCCCAUUCUCCAUCCCCAACUCUCUCGGUGUCAACAAACACGCCAACAAUGAACAGAAGCUGCCCUUUGAGCCCAGGAAUUGGGCCUAUCAAGAGGAGCUCUCCCGGGCUGGUCUGCGUUGUAUGCGGAGAUACGUCAAGCGGUAAACACUACGGAAUUCUAGCAUGCAAUGGCUGCAGUGGGUUCUUCAAGAGGAGCGUCAGGCGCAAACUGAUAUACAGGUGUCAAGCGGGGACAGGAAUGUGUGUGGUGGACAAGGCCCAUAGGAAUCAGUGCCAGGCAUGUCGUCUUAAGAAAUGCAUGAACAUGGGCAUGAACAAAGAUGCUGUACAGAAUGAACGUCAACCCCGCAACACAGCCCAGAUUCGCCACGACCAACUGAUAGGGGACACUGACCAUCCCCUGUGUCACAACACGGCAACGGUCUCAGCCACACACCCCGCAUUCAGUCCCGCAGCAAAUCACAGAUUCGCUUCUGGUCUGAUGACGGCUGAAAACAAUGCUAAAAUGGAACAAGAAGAUGGAGGACACGAAGAGACCAUUGACGUCACGAGUGUCGAUCACGAGGCAACAGCCACUUGUCAGCAGACCACACCCUACCAUGAAGCGGCCAUCUUUAACCCUGGACAGGAGACAAUGUAUGAGUGUUCGGCCAGACUUCUUUUUAUGGCAGUUCGUUGGGCACGGAAUCUGCCCUCUUUCGCGAACCUCCCUUUCCGAGAUCAGGUUAUCCUUCUUGAGGAGGCAUGGAGCGAGUUAUUUCUCCUGUGUGCUAUUCAGUGGUCGAUGCCCAUGGAAGCGUCACCAUUAUUGACUACCCAGGAUCACAUGCACAGCGCACCAACCAAUGGAAAAUCAGGUUUUUCUGAUAUUCGGAUUCUUCGGGAAGUCUUUGCACGAUUCAAAUCAGUCCAGGUGGAUCCAGCAGAAUUUGCUUGUCUAAAGGCAAUAGCAUUGUUUAAACCUGAGACCCGAGGACUGAAAGAUCCGAUACAGGUGGAAAAUUUACAGGAUCAGGCACAGAUCAUGCUCGGGCAGCACAUCCGGGCUCAUCAUCCGACACAACCAAUCAGAUUUGGUCGUUUACUCCUGAUGCUGCCAGCCCUGAAGUUCGUCUUGCCUGAUAAAGUGGAGAAAAUAUUUUUCGGACGAACAAUAGGAAACACGCCGAUGGAGAAACUAUUAUGUGACAUGUUCAAAAGUUAA
Messenger RNA from Ylistrum balloti, 1314 nucleotides. RefSeq names its product photoreceptor-specific nuclear receptor-like. Gene Ontology annotation, molecular function: zinc ion binding; nuclear receptor activity; RNA polymerase II cis-regulatory region sequence-specific DNA binding. Gene Ontology annotation, biological process: cell differentiation; positive regulation of transcription by RNA polymerase II; anatomical structure development. The record is from RefSeq and is a predicted model, not a curated record. NCBI's taxonomy places the organism in Eukaryota, Metazoa, Mollusca, Bivalvia, Pectinida, Pectinidae. The transcript is spliced from 8 exons. Bases 1 to 1314 code for a protein of 437 amino acids.